Messenger RNA from Adineta steineri, 234 nucleotides. NCBI's taxonomy places the organism in Eukaryota, Metazoa, Rotifera, Eurotatoria, Adinetida, Adinetidae. The record is from the annotation of a GenBank genome assembly.
AUGAUUAAUUCUAUCCUUCAAAAAUAUCUUCCAUUUAUUAAUUUUCUUAUUGCAUCAGCAGCAUUAGGUUUUCAAAUCAAUGUUUUAUAUCCGUGGCAUCAUGAACUUCAAAAAGAAUUCAAUAAAUUACAAAAACAACAAGAAGAUAAAUUACAACAAUAUCAUGAUCUUAAAAUGCAGACAAUUAAAAAUAUUGAAGAAAAUCUAGCAAAACUUUAUCAACAAAAAAAAUAA